AUUAAUUUUAAUUUAUUUUUAUUUUCCAAUUGAAUAAAUGAACCGGCGCAGCAGAAACUUGAUCAUAUUUGUUUUAUUUUGUUUUUCGUUAAGUCGCACCGGCGUGAACAGCUUUUCUAACCUGUUGCUUCUUCAUUUUCUUUCCACAGUAGCAGCCACAUCAACAUCCACAUCCGCAUCUAUUUUGGCAGUAAUACCUCCACGCAAACGCGGACGACCAAGGACGAAAGUCGCCGAAGAUGCAACGCCCAAGUUGAAGCUGCUCGACAAGCUAAAAGCUGCAACAUUGAACGAGGCCGCCAGUGAGCAAGCCGUAUACGCAUCCACCACCAAGGGUGGCGUGAAACUUAUUUUUGAUGGGCACCUUUUCAAGUUCUCCUUUCGCAAGGCGGACUAUUCGGUUUUCCAAUGCGUGUACCGGGAGCAUGGCGAGGAGUGCAAAGUGCGUGUUGUGUGCGACCAGAAGCGCGUCUAUCCGUACGAUGGAGAGCACGCCCACUUCAUGCAGGCCAGCGACAAGAGCUGCCUGCCCUCGCAGUUCAUGCCGGGCGAAGGCGGUGCCAUUGCAUCAUCGAACAAGGACAUGGGAGGCAAAGUGGAGCUCCUGAUGAAGAAAAACAAGCUGAAGGAGGAAGAGGACGAACAGGAAGAAUUUGAGAUCCAUGAAAUCGAUGACAUUGAAAUUGAUGAGACGCCACUGGUAGAAAAAUCGAUCCCUAUGGAAGCAAGCGAACAGGAAACGGUCAACGCUGCUUCUACGGACACUGCAGACGACACAAAUUCCAGCCUGAUCGUGACAUUGGUGCCGCCCGCUGAGGACGUUGAUCCCAAUGACUUUCGCGAGAAGAUCAAGCGUCGUCUGCAACGUGCGCUGCAGAACAAGAAGAAGUAACUGGAUGAAGGAUGAUGCCGCAGUGCCUCCAAUCUGACCAAUUUUUAAAUACAUUUCUUAACUAUUCACUUUGCUACAAUUACUAGGUUUUGCACCCAUAAACAAAUAUAUAAUGCAACUUACUCUAAUUUA
Drosophila guanche is the source of this 1024-nucleotide messenger RNA. Its product is annotated as modifier of mdg4. The transcript is spliced from 2 exons. Lineage: Eukaryota; Metazoa; Arthropoda; Insecta; Diptera; Drosophilidae. The record is from RefSeq and is a predicted model, not a curated record. Bases 38 to 892 code for a protein of 284 amino acids.